ACUGCGUCUGCGCAGGCCUGGACUCCACUGCGCCAAGAUGGCUGACGAAACGGAGAAGGCCCAGACUGCCCGUCCGGGUGGAGACACAAUAUUUGGGAAAAUCGUUCGCAAAGAAAUUCCAGUGAACUUACUCUAUGAAGAUGAUCAGUGUGUGGCCUUUCCUGACAUUUCUCCUCAAGCUCCCACUCACAUCCUGGUAGUUCCAAAAAAGCCAAUAGUUCAGCUGUCUGCAGCCGAGGAGGAUGAUGCUGCAUUGUUAGGCCACAUGUUGAUAGUUGCAAAGAAGUGUGCUCAGGACGCAGGUCUGACUAAAGGCUACAGGAUUGUCAUCAACGACGGGCCCGAUGGAGGCCAGUCCGUCUACCACAUCCACAUCCACAUCCUGGGUGGACGCAUGAUGGGAUGGCCACCAGGCUAACCUUCAUCCUCCUCUGCAGAGCACUUAGUCAUGUCAAAGUCUGUUGUCAUGUACUAUGAAAUUUCGACUUUCAACCGUUCAUUUGGUGAAACAAUGCAAAACAAAAAUGAAUCAGUUUAUUUGGGUUAAUAAAGUUUACAACAACAGA
Molecule: messenger RNA, 566 nt
Organism: Oryzias melastigma (Indian medaka)
Lineage: Eukaryota; Metazoa; Chordata; Actinopteri; Beloniformes; Adrianichthyidae
Gene: hint1
Product: histidine triad nucleotide binding protein 1
Exons: 3
Coding region: 38-418 (126 amino acids)
Biological process (GO): purine ribonucleotide catabolic process
Cellular component (GO): cytoplasm; nucleus
Molecular function (GO): hydrolase activity
Source: RefSeq, a predicted model, not a curated record